AUGAAUCAAUAACUCCAACAACUUCGAACCAUACAUUGAGAAUUUCUUCGACUGAAUACAAAAAACAAGAAUGGAAAUCCAACAAUAGUGAUAUGGAUUUUGAUGCUUUAACAAUAAGCGAAGCAGCAAAAAAAUUGGUCCUUUCACAAGUGAUUACCACUUCAACUCCAACAUCAUCACCAUCCCAUAGUGACUCAACUGGCUAUGAAAAUAUGCCAAUAUCUAGUUUACUAGAUUUAUUUUUAACCCCAGCACGGGCAAAAGAGACUCUUAAAGAAAUGAAUACCCUGCUUUCAUUAGAAAUAGUUGUUUUUACCACGGACAGCAAUAUUCUUCUUACACCAGAUCGUUUGCCAAUAAGCACCGAUGAUGACGAUCUAAUUUCAGACAUUCGAAUUUAG
Racocetra persica is the source of this 401-nucleotide messenger RNA. The record is from the annotation of a GenBank genome assembly. Lineage: Eukaryota; Fungi; Glomeromycota; Glomeromycetes; Diversisporales; Gigasporaceae.